Molecule: messenger RNA, 717 nt
Organism: Haliotis rubra (blacklip abalone)
Lineage: Eukaryota; Metazoa; Mollusca; Gastropoda; Lepetellida; Haliotidae
Product: ovoinhibitor-like
Exons: 6
Coding region: 1-717 (238 amino acids)
Biological process (GO): cell differentiation; multicellular organism development
Molecular function (GO): protein binding
Source: RefSeq, a predicted model, not a curated record
AUGGUACGUUAUGCAAUAUUUGAUAAACCAUUUAGUUUAUACUACAAUCUUGGAACUUCUAAGAACAAAGUUGCACUUGGUGCCCCAUCGACCUGCAUUCGGAACUGCCAGUCAACGAACUCGCCUGUGUGUGGAUCGGAUGGACGCACGUAUAUGAAUUCCUGUGAUCUGUACAACGCCAACUGCAGAGCCAAGGAACUGGGUCUUACACACAUCCGCUACUCUCACAGCGGGGCUUGUGGCAACCUCCUCGGCGGCCACAACACCGUCUCUUGUGGCCAGAUCUGCGACGAGGAAAAGUCCCCAAUCUGCGCAUCCGACGGUGUUGUGUACGACAACAACUGUCGCUUCACCCAGGCCCAGUGUGAUGCUGCCAAGAACGGCACCCGUCUCUCCAUUGUGUCGUACAGCUCUACCUGCCCCACGCCUGUGGAGGCUGACUGUGAGAAGUAUGCGGUGAACACAACGGACAUCGCUAUAGAAGGACCCCUCGGUGGCACUAUCAAGACAUUCUGCCCGCAGAGCCAAAUGUCAGUUUGUACCAACCAUGGAACAUUCAGAGGCGAAUGCCAAUUGUGCCAAUACAUCAACUCGUAUAUUGACAAAGUCAAGUACAACCCUACAAUUCAAGUGCCAGACUUCAAGAUCCUUUACAAUGGCACUUGCCACAGCGUGGGACGUCCAGGGUACUUCCCGGGAGGCAUCAUGCCCUUGUAA